UUACGGGUAAUGAUAGCCUUUUCAGAUUAUUGAAGAUUACUUAGUCCAGGCAAUGCUACUAUGCUAUCAGGUGUAAAAUAACCGCGCCUCAUAGUUUCGACCGUGGCUCUGGUUCAACUUCGACAUCUCGUUCUCGAUAGCGUCCUCGUCUCAAAUUUCUACCCCCUCAGCAUGAUUGCUACUAACCUUGAGCACCCGUUAACCGCCCAGAAGACGGCUGUGUACCUACAGAAGGCGUGUUUACAACACCAGUAUAUUCGCUCACGCGAUACUUCCUGCAUAGUCGAGCGGCCCGAACGACUACGCGCGGUCAAUAUCGGCCUCGCGGCUGCCGUCUCUCGUUUGGAAGAAUGUACUCCUGUCUCAAACGCCCGUAGUGCAGCACAACAAACCGGCGAACCAGCGAGCGCAGACGACUUGGCCGCUGCUCUUGGACAACUCAAUAUUGCAUCUUCGUCGCGUCCUAAAGACCCUCAAGACCCUAUUGAGUUCGUGCACAGUAGCGCGAAAGUGGACUUGCUGCACAACGCGGCGGUGAAGUUCAUCCAUGGAGAUAUCGAAGGCGACGUGUAUCUUGAGAAUCUCAAGCGAUGGUCACAAGAGAGCCAUGAGAAGGUGUCAAAGGGUGAAAGCGAGAUUCCCGCAACGCUUGCACAGGGAGACCUGUACUUAUGUCCUGAAUCAAUAGACGCAAUUCAAGGCGCAUUGGGUACUGUGUGUGAAGCUGUUGAUGCCGUGGUAGCUUCCACGCGGCGUGCAGCGGCACCAGAUCCCGACAAAGCGAAUACGCCGCGCGCGUUUGUCGCAGUACGACCUCCAGGACAUCACUGUGGAGAGGAUACCCCAUCUGGAUUCUGUUUCGUCAAUAAUGUUGGUGUUGCAGCAGCCCACGGGAAGCUGAACAAGCUCCUAGCCCACCUACAGCACGGAAUUAAUCGUGUCGUCGUCUUCGACAUAGACCUGCAUCAUGGAAACGGCACACAGUCGAUUGCAUGGCAAAUCAAUGAGGAAACGUACAGGAAAACCAUCGAGGAAAUGCAUGGUGCGCCUGCGGGCAAGCCUGGUCUGCGAAUGUUUUAUGGCAGCAUCCAUGACGUGCUCUCCUAUCCAUGCGAGGACGGCAAGCCUGAGUUAGUACAAGCAGCCUCAGUUUCGAUCCAUGGUCCGCACGGCCAACACAUCGAGAACAUACACCUCCAACCCUAUGAGUCUGAACAGCAAUUUUGGGAUGAAUUGUACGAUGGAUUAUAUGUGAAAUUACGCGAGAGGGCAAGUGCGUUUCUGGAAGGUACUGGGGGUGCAGGAGACGACGUCUUGGUCUUCAUCAGCUGCGGUUUCGACGCGAGUGAGCAUGAGUAUCCGUCAAUGUCGCGACAUGGGCGACAUGUACCGACCUCAUUUUACAAGCGCUUCGCCCAAGACACGAUCAAGUUCGCUGAAAGAUUCUCUGGCGGGCGACUGAUCAGUGUCCUGGAGGGUGGGUACAGCGACAGGGCGCUGACAAGCGGAGCGAUGGCCCACUUGAUUGGCCUCGUCGACCCUGUCGGUGUAGAUGAAAGCUGGUGGAGUCUCAACAAUCUGACUGAGCUGGAAAAAGCGACGAAGAAGAGACGGGGAGGUAGAGUAUCUCAGCCGAGCGCCCCGGCGCCCUGGAUCGGUCGUACAUUGGAGGUCUUUGCAUCUAUCGACUCGUCCCACACGGUCGCACCAACUACGUCUUCGCGCGCAUCCGUUCCGCUAUCAUCUCGCACACUCCGUGAGCGGAAGAACCCACCUGUUAAGAGCGCAGAUUCCGAUCCGGAGGUGUCGCCGCACAAGAGUGGCACGGACAAAAGGACGAAUUUUGCGAAAGAUCGGAAGAAGAACGGUCCUGGGAAGGCAUCAUCGCCCGAGUCCACUACCCUGGUUGAAAGCUCCGACGGAAGCUCGUUCUCGUCUCUUUCAGAUAUCCCUGAAGAGGGAGUGCAGCCGAAGAAGCUGCCUCGCGUCAUAUUGCGUCUCGGGUCUGCGCCCAAGGCAUGA
This is a messenger RNA of Postia placenta MAD-698-R-SB12, 2022 nucleotides long. RefSeq lists its product as hypothetical. Gene Ontology annotation, cellular component: nucleus. NCBI's taxonomy places the organism in Eukaryota, Fungi, Basidiomycota, Agaricomycetes, Polyporales, Adustoporiaceae. Gene Ontology annotation, molecular function: histone deacetylase activity. The record is from RefSeq and is a predicted model, not a curated record. The transcript is spliced from 8 exons. Bases 172 to 2022 code for a protein of 616 amino acids.